Molecule: messenger RNA, 2073 nt
Organism: Sorex fumeus (smoky shrew)
Lineage: Eukaryota; Metazoa; Chordata; Mammalia; Eulipotyphla; Soricidae
Gene: POMGNT2
Product: protein O-linked mannose N-acetylglucosaminyltransferase 2 (beta 1,4-)
Exons: 1
Coding region: 76-1818 (580 amino acids)
Biological process (GO): protein O-linked glycosylation via mannose
Cellular component (GO): endoplasmic reticulum
Molecular function (GO): protein O-acetylglucosaminyltransferase activity; protein binding
Source: RefSeq, a predicted model, not a curated record
AUGGGUGAAACACACCAGUCCUGCAGCACCUCCCCAAGGCCCCCUUGUCCCUAGGGUGCCUGCAGCGUGGCGAGGAUGCACCUCUCAGCAGUGCUCAACGCCCUGCUGGUGUCCGUGCUGGCAGCUGUCCUGUGGAAGCACGUGCGUCUAUGCGAGCAUGCGGCUACCCUGGAGGAGGAGCUGGCCCUGGGCCGCCAGGCCCCGGAGCCAACCCCCAUGCUGAGAAUCAACUACCCCAAGGCCCUGCAGAUGCUAAUGGAGGGUGGCACGCACAUGGUGUGCAGCGGCCGUACGCACACCGACCGUGUCUGCCGCUUCAAGUGGUUGUGCUACUCUAAUGAGGCGGAGGAGUUCAUCUUCUUCCACGGCAACGUCUCCGUCAUGCUGCCCAACCUGGGCUCCCGGCGCUUCCAGCCAGCCCUGCUCGACCUGUCCACCGUGGAGGACCACAACACCCAGUACUUCAACUUCGUGGAGCUGCCGGCCGCUGCCCUGCGUUUCAUGCCCAAGCCCGUGUUCGUGCCCGAUGUGGCCUUCAUCCUCAAUCGCUUCAACCCCGACAACCUCAUGCAUGUCUUCCACGAUGACCUGCUGCCCCUCUUCUACACGCUGCGCCAGUUUCCUGGCCUGGCCCAGGAGGCCCGGCUCUUCUUCAUGGAGGGCUGGGGCGAGGGCGCACACUUCGACCUCUACAAGCUGCUGAGCCCCAAGCAACCGCUUCUGCGGACACAGCUCAAGGCCCUGGGCCGGCUGCUGUGCUUCUCCCAAGCAUUCGUGGGUCUCUCCAAGAUCACCACCUGGUACCAGUAUGGCUUCGUCCAGCCCCAGGGCCCCAAGGCCAACAUCCUGGUCUCGGGCACAGAGAUCCGGCAGUUUGCACAUUUCAUGAUGAAGAAGCUGAACGUGAGCCACACGGGCACCCCCCUCAGGGAGGACUACAUCCUGGUCUUCAGCCGCACCCAGAACAGACUCAUCCUGAACGAGGCUGAGUUGCUGCUCGCGCUGGCCCAGGAGUUCCAGAUGAAGACGGUCACUGUGACUCUGGAAGAUCAUACCUUCGCAGACGUGGUCCGGCUGGUCAGCAAUGCAUCCAUGCUGGUCAGCAUGCACGGGGCCCAGCUGGUCACUGCGCUCUUCCUUCCCCGGGGGGCCACUGUGGUGGAACUCUUCCCCUACGCCGUCAAUCCUGACCACUACACCCCCUAUAAGACGCUUGCCACGCUGCCCGGCAUGGACCUCCAGUAUGUGGCCUGGCGGAACAUGAUCCCGGAGAACACGGUCACACACCCCGAGCGGCCCUGGGACCAGGGGGGCAUCACCCACCUGGAUCGGGCAGAGCAGGCCCGCAUCCUGCAGAGCCAGGAGGUCCCCAGGCAUCUGUGCUGCCGCAACCCGGAAUGGCUUUUCCGGAUCUACCAGGACACCACGGUGGACAUCCCGUCCCUCAUGCAGACCAUCCGGCAGGUGGUGAAGGGCCGGCCAGGGUCCCGGAAGCAGAAGUGGACGAUGGGCCUGUACCCGGGCAAGGUGCGAGAUGCACGGUGCCAGGCGUCAGUGCAGGGGGCAUCCGAGGCCCGCCUCAGCGUCUCCUGGCAGAUCCCAUGGAAUCUCAAGUACCUGAAGGUACGGGAGGUCAAGUACGAGGUGUGGCUGCAGGAGCAGGGCGAGAACACCUACGUGCCUUACAUCCUGUCCCUGCAGAACCACACCUUCACCGAGAACAUCAAGCCCUUCACCACCUACCUGGUGUGGGUCCGCUGCAUCUUCAACAAGACCCUCCAAGGACCCUUCGCAGAUGUGCUUGUGUGCAACACGUAGUGCGCAUGCGCGGGGGACGAGGCCGGUGGCUCUGGGAAUCACCCUUUUAUUUAUUAUUGAGCAGGUCCGUUAUUGAGCAGCCCUGUGCCUCUAGGACUGCCGGCUGCGACUGGGGUACGGGCUUCGCAGCGCCUCUCUUUCUGCCAGUGCCACGGGACAGCCCCUACCCCUCAUUGCCUUCUCCUAUCCUGAGCGUCCAGAUUCCUAGAGAAGAAGGUUGUUAGGAGAAGGAAGAAAAAAGUAAGAAUCCCUGAA